Molecule: messenger RNA, 4258 nt
Organism: Stomoxys calcitrans (stable fly)
Lineage: Eukaryota; Metazoa; Arthropoda; Insecta; Diptera; Muscidae
Gene: Pfas
Product: phosphoribosylformylglycinamidine synthase
Exons: 7
Coding region: 89-4144 (1351 amino acids)
Biological process (GO): 'de novo' IMP biosynthetic process
Molecular function (GO): phosphoribosylformylglycinamidine synthase activity
Source: RefSeq, a predicted model, not a curated record
CCUUCAAGUAAAAUCAUCAGUCAAUAGACGACCGCUGGUCAUAACGUUCGAGUAUCGCAGUGUCCGAGCAGUUGAUUUGGAAGGAAUAAUGGCUAUAAUACGAUUCUACACCACUGAAGCCUGCGAUGAAGUUCAUCGGAUGAAAAUUUUGAAACAAUUAAGUGCGAAUUUCUCGAACAUAACCACACUACAAAUCGAAAAGUGCUACCAUGUGGAAACCACAACAAAAACGGUAGACUCAAAAGCCAAAACCCUACUUAAAUGGCUGCUUAAACAUCCACAAGGCGAUGAAACUAGCCUGAGUGAAAAAUCGUCUUUACCCAAGGAAAACAACGCCUCGGUUGUCGUUGAGAUUGGCCCUCGCUUUAACUUCUCGACGCCUUUUUCAACAAAUUGCGUUAAUAUCUGCCAAAAUGUGGGUUUAUCCGAAGUGAUACGUCUUGAAGCCUCAGAUCGUUAUUUGAUUGGAUAUUCGGGCAGUCGACCAAAUAUUGAUCUAUUAGUGGAUUUGUUGGGAGAUCGCAUGACGGAAUGCCGUUAUACAGAUGAAAAUCUCCCCGUCAACAGUUUCAAUGAACAGUUGCCACAUUCACAAGAAUCGUGGUACAAAGUUCCAGUGCUCGAAAAAGGUCGCACAGCAUUGGAGGAAGUAAAUGUCAAAUUGGGUCUUGCUUUUGGCGAUUGGGAUUUGGAUUAUUAUACGAAUCUUUUCAAGAACACCCUCAAAAGAAAUCCCACCACUGUGGAAUUAUUUGAUUGUGCCCAAAGUAAUAGUGAACAUUCUCGCCAUUGGUUUUUCCGUGGAAAAAUGAUUGUGGAUGGUGUGGAGCAGCCACAGUCACUAAUACGUAUGAUAAUGGGUACUCAGGCGAAUACAAAUCAAAAUAACACGAUUAAAUUUAGUGAUAACAGCAGCGCUAUAAGAGGUUUUAAUCACACUACCAUUAGGCCUCAGUGUUUUGACGGCCCUGGACCAAUGACUUUGCACAAGGUUAACAAUGAUUUGAUAUUUACGGCUGAAACACAUAACAUGCCCACGGCCGUGGCGCCGUUUAGUGGUGCCACGACUGGAACUGGCGGUCGUUUAAGAGAUGUGCAAGGGGUUGGUCGAGGCGGUAUACCCAUAGCUGGAACUGCUGGCUACAGCGUUGGUUGCUUGAAUAUCCCUGGCUUUGCUCAACCUUAUGAGAAUGCCAACUAUCAAUACCCUGCCACCUUUGCCAAACCCCUGAAAAUUCUUAUCGAGGCAAGUAAUGGUGCCUCCGAUUAUGGCAACAAAUUUGGAGAGCCUUUGAUUACAGGGUUUGUUCAUUCUUAUGGCUUAACUAAUGUUCAAGGCGAACGUGACGAGUUUGUUAAACCAAUUAUGUUUAGUGGUGGCAUGGGCACCAUGGAAUCCACAAUGCGAGAAAAAUUUGAUCCAAAAAGAGGAAUGUUGCUGGCCAAAAUUGGAGGACCUGUUUACCGAAUUGGUGUUGGAGGUGGAGCAGCUAGUUCUGUGGAAGUCCAAGGUUCUAACGACUCUGCAUUGGAUUUCAAUGCUGUGCAAAGAGGUGAUGCUGAAAUGGAAAACAAAUUGAAUCGGGUAGUCAGAGCCUGUAUUGAAAUGGGAGAUCGUAAUCCAAUAAUGGCUAUUCACGAUCAGGGAGCCGGUGGCAAUGGUAAUGUUCUGAAGGAACUUGUAGAGCCCGGUUUCGCUGGGGCCGUUAUCUUCUCGAAGGAAUUUCAACUAGGUGAUCCUACCAUAACUGCUUUAGAAUUAUGGGGUGCCGAAUACCAAGAGAAUAAUGCUAUACUUUGUAAGCCUGAAGAUCGUCCCCUUUUGGAAAGUAUUUGCAAAAGAGAACGUUGCCACAUUAGUUUUGUUGGUGUCGUCACAGGGGAUGGCCGUGUGAGUCUGAUUGAAAGCGAAGCAGAUUUUGAAAAGGCCUUAAGUCCGUCUUUUGAGCGCUCGAAAUUGGGACCCAUGCCCUUCGACUUGGAAUUGAAAUACGUCUUGGGCGAAAUGCCGAAAAGAGAAUAUCAAUUACAGCGUUUAAGCAACAAUUUUGUGCCUUUACAAUUCACAGAAAACUUUAAUUUAGCCAAAAGUUUGGAACUGGUACUAAGUUUGGUUUCGGUGGGAAGCAAACGUUAUCUAACCAAUAAAGUAGAUCGCUGUGUAACUGGCUUGAUAGCGCAACAACAGUGUGUUGGUCCGUUACACACACCUUUGGCUGACUUUGGCUUGGUAACUGUUUCUCAUUUUGGAAAUGAAGGUCUAGCCACAUCCCUGGGUACCCAACCCAUUAAGGGCUUAUUGGAUGCUGGUGCCAUGGCCCGCAUGAGUGUAGCUGAAGCUUUAUCUAAUUUGGUAUUUGCUAAAAUUACCGAGCUAGCUGAUGUCAAGUGUUCUGGUAACUGGAUGUGGGCCGCCAAAUUACCUGGAGAGGGUGCUCGUAUGUUUGACGCUUGCCAGGAAAUGUGCGCCAUCAUGAAAGAGCUUAGAAUUGCUGUUGAUGGCGGCAAAGAUUCAUUAUCAAUGGCAGCAAAAGUUGGGGGAGAAACAAUUAAAUCCCCUGGCACCUUAGUCAUAUCAACAUAUGCUCCUUGUCCAGACGUCGGUAUCAAGGUAACACCUGACUUAAAGGGUCCAGCUAUGGGCAAGGAAACAUCUUUAUUGUGGAUAAAUAUUGAAAAUAAAUUCCGCCUGGGAGGAAGUGCAUUGGCACAAGUUUACAAACAACAAGGCAAUGAAUGUCCUAAUCUUCUUAAUAGUCAGGUGUUGGCGAAUGCUUUCAAUGUAACACAAGAACUGUUGGCUCAAGGAAAACUUUUGGCUGGCCAUGAUAUCAGCGAAGGCGGCUUACUAGUUUGUGUUUUGGAAAUGGCCUUCGGUGGUCUCUCCGGCUUGAGCAUCGAUCUGACCAAUGCUCUUACGCAAAUACCUCUACAAAAUAUUGAUGCAUCUGCACGAACAGCGCCAGAACUAGCUGUACUUUAUGCUGAAGAAUGUGGCUGGGUCUUAGAAGUAGACAACACAAAUUUAAAGGAAGUGCAAUCCAAAUUUAGCGAUAUGGGCGUUCCUAACCACUUCAUAGGAUCUACAAAGGGCUAUGGUUUGGACAAGUCUGUAAAACUUUCUUCAAAGGGCAAGCUCUUAUUAAAUGACUCGGUAAAAGCUUUGUAUAAGCAGUGGGAACGCAUUAGCUUUGAAUUGGAAAAACUACAAGCAAAUACUGACUGUGCCAUUGAAGAAUACAAUACUUUGGAAUAUCGCACUGGUCCCAAAUAUGUAUGUACAACGGUUGAUUUCAGCUCCGAAUUGGUACUGAAACGAGCUUCGAAGACCGUAACGGUUGCAGUUCUACGCGAAGAGGGUGUAAAUAGCGAUCGCGAAAUGAUGGCUUCGUUGAUGAAGGCCAAUUUUGAAGUACACGAUGUAACCAUGUCGGAUUUGCUAAGUGGUAAAACUACUUUGGAUCAUUAUCGUGGCUUAAUAUUCCCAGGAGGUUUUAGCUAUGCCGAUACCUUGGGAUCUGCAAAGGGUUGGGCUGCCAACAUUAUGUUUAGCAAACUUUUGGUACCACAAUUCCAAGCUUUCCGGAAACGCCAAGACACCUUCUCUCUUGGCAUAUGCAAUGGUUGCCAACUAAUGAGUUUAAUCGGUUGGGUGGGCGCAUCGUCAACUGAAUCCUCGAACCAAGAAGUUAUAUCAAAACCCGACGUUGCUUUACUCCAUAACAAAUCUGAACGCUUUGAGUGUCGCUGGUCAACUGUUCGCAUUGCCGACAGCAAAGCCAUGAUGUUGAGUAAACUAAAGGAUGCGGUACUUGGAUGUUGGGUAGCCCAUGGAGAAGGUCGUUUCUCAUUCCGCGACAAGAAAAUAUUAGAUAACCUGAAAAAACAAAAAUGCAUUUCCGUUCAUUAUGUGGAUGACGAUGGUAAACCCACCGAAAUCUAUCCCAUGAAUCCUAAUGGAAGUACGGAGGGAAUAGCAGGUCUAUGCUCUCCAGAUGGACGUCAUUUGGCACUAAUGCCUCAUCCAGAACGUUGUCAUGCCAUGUAUCAAUGGCCCUAUGUGUCGCCAGGCUUCAGCGUGAAAUCUCAAGCAAGUCCUUGGCAAGUAAUGUUUAACACUGCCUAUGAGUGGUGUACCAGAUGAAUUCUCAAAUAAAAUGUAAUAUAUACAAAAUUUAUAUUCUUUAUUUGCAACAAUAAAAAAGACCAGUUCUAAUACAUUCAUUAAAAAAAAAAUUAUAUAUAAAUAGCUAACAUA